Molecule: messenger RNA, 741 nt
Organism: Prunus dulcis (almond)
Lineage: Eukaryota; Viridiplantae; Streptophyta; Magnoliopsida; Rosales; Rosaceae
Exons: 3
Coding region: 1-741 (246 amino acids)
Source: RefSeq, a predicted model, not a curated record
AUGCCAAUAUUGUCAAGCCAAAAGGUCAAUCCAAGAAGAAUAAGGGCAUUUAACAAGCAAGAUGCUACCCUUGCACCAAAAGCAAAGAAUUUCAAGAUGAUAAAGGGCUCCUACUGGGUUUGUGGAAAACUAGGCCACAAAGCACAAGAAUGCCACCAUCGAAGGGACCAUAAUCCUACCAAUCAAGGCAACAAUCAUGGGAGAAACAACCAGGCCAAUGUGACUGAGGAUUUUGUUGCUGUUGUUUCAGAAACCAGUAUGGUUUCGAAUGACAAAGACUGGUGGAUUGAUACUGGUGCUACUAAGCAUAUCUAUGGUGACAGAAACAUGUUUUAUGAUUACCAUCAGAUUUCUAGUGGAGAAAAGUUGUAUAUGGGCAAUGUCUUUGCUUCUGUAAUUCAAGGAAUAGGCAAAGUGGUGCUGAAAUUCACUUUUGGAAAGAACUUGACCCUGCAGAAUGUGCUGCUUGUUCCAGAAAUUAGGAAAAACCUUGUAUCAGGCCCAUUGUUGAGUAACAAGGGCUUUAAACUUGUAUUUGAGUCUAACAACAAAGAUGAGGCUUUGAAUUUGUUUAAAACAUAUAAGGCUGAAGUAGAGAAUCAAAUUGAGAGAAAAAUCAAGUUAAUGCAGAAUUCUUUGAGGAAAUAUAUCCUUACAAAGAAAAUAAAUAUGGUUCCACUAGAAAGCGGUCACAUGAUCAAAGUCAUGAUGAAGCUUCUUCCUCAAGAGUUCAAGAAAUAG